AAAUUUUGAUUUAGUCCGGACGAAUGGCGGUGUCUUAUUCAGUUCAGUCGCAUGAUAAACUGUGCGAAAUUCGUGUGUCUAUUUUUUCCUUCCGUGUCCCACAUUCUAUCGAGCCGAGUUCGUACAGCAUGAAUUCAUAAACAAACACGCACGUUUAGCUACAAAACCGCAUUAAUCGUUGGUCGUUAUCCUUCCGGUAUAUCGAGCAGCAGCAGCAGCAGCGCUAUCUGGAUAUUUGGCACUCAGAAUUUUAAACCCUCACUGAAAAGAUGCCAUCCGAAGAGGGGCAGGUGUUCCAUCCCCAUCCUCUGGUGGCCAAGAAUGCCUAUGUAAACUCGUUCAGCCAAUACGAGCAAAUGUACAAAAAAUCCCUGGACAACCCGGAGGAAUUCUGGGGCGAAAUCGCCAAACAAUUCUACUGGGAAUCGCCCAUCGACUCCAACCGCUUCUUCCGGUUCAACUUCGACUUGACCAAAGGCCCAAUUUUCACCAAGUGGCUGGACGGUGCCACCACCAAUAUAUCGUACAAUCUACUGGACAGGAACGUCCGGAAUGGACAUGGCGAUAAAGUGGCCUACUACUGGUAAGCGUUCGUUUCGCAUUCAAUGAUCGCGCGCUCGAA
This is a messenger RNA of Dendroctonus ponderosae (mountain pine beetle), 622 nucleotides long. Its product is annotated as acetyl-coenzyme A synthetase-like. The coding region runs from base 270 to 587 and encodes 105 amino acids. Gene Ontology annotation, molecular function: acetyl-CoA synthetase activity. Gene Ontology annotation, biological process: acetyl-CoA biosynthetic process. The transcript has 2 exons. Lineage: Eukaryota; Metazoa; Arthropoda; Insecta; Coleoptera; Curculionidae. The record is from RefSeq and is a predicted model, not a curated record.